UGCCUUGUUAAGGAAGUGUGUGGAGACUUCCUCUUCCACAGAUCCUGAUUGUAGCCGUCUUUCCUUUAAGUCUUAACGCUUGAGGUUCAUCUUUCAAACGUCUUUUUCAUUUUUACCUCUGGUAGUGACUCUUUGGAUAAGAAAGCUUUUGCUGAAUCAUUAAUUCUAAUUCUGGACCUUGAGGGACUGUUUCAGUGAAGGUCUUGUGGUCUUCUAUGCUGUUUGAUUUCUUUACAAGUGACGAAGUUGUAAAGUCCCUCCCCAGGGUCUGUGAACAAUGCAGAACUUCUGGGGAGAUGUUGUGAAUCUGAGGACAACCAGAGGAUCUACGAUUUUCUCGGGCAAUGACGAGGAAGCUGUUGUUGAUCAGGGGAAAACCAGCUCUACCAUCCACACAAACUUCGAAAAAGAGGAACUUGAAAGUCACAGGGCAGUUUACGUGGGUGUACAUGUACCUUUAGGAAGACAAAGCAGACGUAGGCAUCGGCAUCGUGGUCAUAAGCAUCAUCGGAAAAGAAAGGAUAGGUUCGAACAAGAGGAUGGCAGAGAAUCACCAGUGUAUGACACUCCCUCACAAAGGGUCCAAUUUAUCCUCGGCACAGAGGAUGAUGAUGAGGAGCACAUUCCUCACGACCUCUUCACUGAGCUCGAUGAGCUCUCUUUCCGUGACGGACAUGUAUAUGAGUGGAAAGAGACAGCCAGGUGGUUGAAGUUUGAGGAGGAUGUAGAGGAUGGAGGAGAACGCUGGAGUAAACCCUAUGUCGCCACACUGUCCCUGCACAGCUUAUUUGAGUUACGGAGCUGCAUUCUCAAUGGCACAGUCAUGCUGGACAUGAGAGCAAACACCAUUGAUGAGAUAGCAGACAUGGUAAUAGACAACAUGUUGGCUUCUGGGCAGCUGGAUGAGAGUUUGAGGGAGAAGGUGCGGGAAGCCGUGCUGAAGAGGCAUCACCACCAGAAUGAGAAGAAGCUGAGUAAUCGCAUCCCGCUCGUACGCUCCUUCGCCGACAUAGGCAAGAAACACUCAGACCCGCACUUGCUUGAGAGGAAUGGGGAGGGUCUCUCUGCCUCACGUCUGUCCCUCCUUAGACGCGCCACCUCCAUCUCCAACCCAUCUCCCCCAAACUCCCGGCGUCCCUCCAGAGAGUCCCGCUGCUCCCAUUCCUCCUCCAUUCUCAACCACCUUCUGCCCAGCGCCACCUCCACCCCUUCCGCCUCCCCCAACGUCUCCCCUACCACCACCCCUCAAAAUACGCCGCCCACCGCCCGCCACGCUUCAUCGCCUCCACACUCCCCAGGACCCUCUCAGCAUGGGCCGGAGCUGCUGGUGGCGCGGGGCAAGAGAGAGGACAUUCCAGUGGUCAUGGUGUUCCCACCCGAGGAGGAGGAUUUGCAGUCACGGUCAUCUGCCAAUCAGGAUGAUCAGGUGGUGCCCGACCCGGCCCGGCUGGCACAGCUCCUGUCCCUACCUCAGUCAGGCCUCCUUGCAUCACCCCAGUCAGCCCCAGGGAACCUGGAGAACAGCAAACCCAGUGAAAGCCGUAUGAACGUGGCUGGGGGCAGCAGGGAAAACAGCACUGUGGACUUCAGCAAGGUGGACAUGAAUUUCAUGAAGAAAAUUCCUCCAGGCGCUGAAGCUUCAAAUGUUCUGGUGGGGGAAGUUGAUUUUCUUGAGUGUCCAAUCAUCGCAUUUAUUCGUCUCUCACCUGCUGUUCUCCUCACUGGACUGACUGAAGUGCCUGUUCCUACCAGGUUUCUCUUUCUGCUGCUGGGGCCUUUCGGUAAAGGGGCACAGUACCACGAGAUUGGCCGGUCAAUAGCUACUUUAAUGACAGAUGAGAUCUUUCAUGAUGUGGCAUACAAAGCCAAAGACAGGAAUGACCUCCUCUCUGGAAUAGAUGAGUUUUUGGACCAGGUAACUGUGUUGCCCCCUGGAGAGUGGGACCCCACGAUACGAAUCGAGCCACCAAAGAGUGUCCCAUCUCAGGAGAAGAGGAAAAUACCUUCCACGCCAAAUGGCUCUGCUCCACUGUCAGAGACCAUCAAAGAAGAGGAGCACCACACUGGACCUGAACUUCAGAGGACAGGACGGAUAUUCGGGGGUCUGGUGCUAGACCUGAAGCGAAAAGCACAGUUUUACUGGAGCGACGUGCGGGACGCACUCAGCCUGCAGUGCUUGGCCUCCAUUCUGUUCCUCUACUGUGCAUGCAUGUCGCCCGUCAUCACCUUUGGAGGCCUUCUGGGGGAAGCCACCAAAAACAACAUAAGUGCCAUUGAGUCUCUGUUUGGAGCUUCCCUGACAGGUGUGGCCUUCUCUCUUUUUGCUGGUCAGCCACUUACUAUUUUAGGCAGCACUGGGCCAGUUCUUGUUUUUGAGAAGAUUCUUUUCAAGUUCUGCAGUGACUACGGCCUCUCCUACCUCUCUCUGCGCACUAGCAUCGGCCUGUGGACGGCCUUCUUAUGCCUUGUGCUGGUUGCCACGGACGCCAGCUCUCUGGUGUGCUACAUAACACGAUUCACAGAGGAGGCCUUCGCUGCUCUCAUCUGCAUCAUUUUCAUCUAUGAAGCAUUGGAGAAACUUUUCUACCUAGGAGAGAUGUACCCUUUCAACAUGCACGACAAUUUAGACAACCUCACCUUUUACACGUGUAAGUGUUCACCUCCAGACAAUACCACACAGGAGAUGGUACAGUCUUGGAAUCAGUCAGGGUUUACGUCGGACUCCAUUAAUUGGAGUGAGCUAGAUGUGCCGAUGUGCAAAGCACUCCAUGGCGAGUUUGUGGGUCCUGCUUGUGGUCUUCAUGGACCGUACAUACCUGAUGUGUUGUUCUGGUCUGUCAUUCUCUUUUUCACCACCUUUUUCCUGUCGUCUUUCUUAAAGCAGUUUAAGACCAAGAAUUAUUUUCCCACUAAGGUCCGCUCUUCCGUCAGUGACUUUGCUGUUUUUCUGACCAUAAUGAUCAUGGUCUUGGUUGAUUACUUGGUGGGUGUCCCCUCUCCUAAACUACACGUCCCAGACACCUUUGAGCCCACCUCCAAGAAUCGGGGCUGGCUGAUCUCACCUCUGGGUGACAACCCCACAUGGACCUUACUAGCGGCAGCUAUUCCUGCCCUUUUGUGCACCAUCCUGAUCUUCAUGGAUCAACAGAUCACUGCCGUCAUCAUUAACCGCAAAGAACACAAACUCAAGAAAGGCUGCGGUUAUCACCUUGACCUUUUGGUGGUGGCAGUGAUGCUUGGUGUGUGUUCUGUGAUGGGAUUGCCCUGGUUUGUCGCUGCCACCGUCCUAUCCAUCUCUCACGUCAACAGUUUAAAGGUGGAGUCAGAGUGCUCGGCACCAGGAGAGCAGCCUAAAUUCCUGGGCAUCCGUGAGCAGAGAGUCACUGGUCUCAUGAUUUUUGUCCUUAUGGGUCUAUCUGUCUUUAUGACAUCUAUUCUAAAGUUUAUACCAAUGCCCGUGUUAUAUGGAGUGUUUCUCUACAUGGGUGUGUCCUCUCUCAAAGGCAUACAAUUCUUUGACCGGAUUAAGCUGUUUGGCAUGCCUGCCAAACACCAGCCUGACCUGAUAUACCUGAGAUAUGUUCCACUGUGGAAGGUUCACAUAUUCACGUUAGUUCAACUCACCUGCCUGGUGCUGCUGUGGGUCAUCAAAGUGUCUGCUGCCGCUGUGGUCUUCCCUAUGAUGGUUCUUGCUCUGGUGUUUGUGCGGAAGCUUCUAGAUUUCUGCUUCACAAAGAGGGAGCUCAGCUGGUUGGAUGACCUAAUGCCAGAAAGCAAGAAGAAAAAGGAGGAUGACAAAAAGAAAAAAGCAAAAGAGGAAGCACAGCGCAUGAUGGAGGCAGAAGGCAUAGAGAUCCCUUAUGAUGGUGGUGAUCACCUGGACAUCCCUGUGAAAGCUCUAAAAGUCAGCAUUGACCCCUCUGUGGUUAACAUAUCUGAUGAGAUGGCCAAAACUGCUGUGUGGAAAGCUGUUGCCAUGAACUCUGACAGUGCCAAAGUAUUGAAACCUAGUGCAAGUGAAGAGAAGAGAACUAGUAUUAAGAUCAAUGUGGAAGAUGAGCAGGGAGAGAAAUUUGUGGAUGCAGAGACAUCAUUAUGAGUAACGUGCAUGGAGCACUCGCUGUGGACACAUAGGGCCCUCCCUUGAGUCCACUAAUCUGUAAAAGUGUUGCUCUGUUCUAUGUGCCCUACCAACCAAAUCAAGCCAAAGGUAGACAUGCUAAUAGAGGUCUGAGAAAUGAGUUCAAAGUACAGUGUAUGUACCUUUUUAUUUUGAUAGCUUACAAAAAAAUCCCUUUUUUAUUUUGUACCAUUUGUUUUUAAUAUGAAUACUAUGUUUUCAGGCAUAGGGUAUAUAAUGAGAAACCCAGGCGCUUAGAUUUCAUAUUUUAUUUUAUUGUUUUCAAUAUAGAUCUAAAGACAGAAAGUCUAAAACAAUUAGUGUUACACAUACAAUGCUGUUUCUGAUGGUACCAUGAUUUUCAGACAUCUUAUAAGAUAUAUUUAUUUACCAGUACAUUAAAAUGCUAUUUGUUGCAGAGUGCUGCUUUUUAGAGGAGCAAUCGCACAUAUGAGAAAAUGUGCAAAGGUUUUGGCUUUCCAAACUGUUUUUGGAUUCUUUGGAUGUCACAUGAAGGACAUAUUAAACCCUAAUGCAAAGUUAAUUCUUUACCAUAUUAAAUAUGAUUAUUUUGUAAUAGUAGAACCUUUAUUCCCACUGAAGGUCUGUCAGAAUACUUGAAGAAUUAAAUAAGAGAUAUAAAAAUACUAUAUUAAAACAAAGAUGAAAAAACAUACUCUGGUGAGAAGAAUACAAGUCAGAAUAGAACAAGAACAAAUUAAAAUAAGUUAAAUCAAUUCUUGCAGGCACUCUGAAAAUAAAUAGCAGCUAUGUUAGUAUUGUUGCCGAAAUAUUUGAGCAAUGUAAAUUACAAAGCAGAUUGUGUUACAGAGCUAAGCAAUAUUAGUUGUCCCCCAUGUUUUCACGUGUUUACAUUAUUUCAUUUUUUUAGUGUUAUGACGUAGAAUUUUGUAUUGUUAGUUAUUUUGAUUUUUACAAUGUGUUGAGCAAUUAAUUUAUUAACUGUCAUUUAAUGGUCAAGUUCACCGAGGCGAUAGGGCAGAAGGAUUGCUGCAGUGUUGUUGGCCUGUCAUGUUUUCCUUUUCUUUCCUGUUACUGGUGUUAAUGUGCACUUUAGGGAGGCUUACCAUACUGCUGUAGGUCUGAAAACACCUUAUUUAUCUACUUUAGAGCAGUCUCAGGAAUCUCAUUUUUUGGACUCUUUCCCCAUACCACUCUUUCUACCUUACCAUGUAUUUUAGUUUUCUCUUCAGUGCUUUAAGAACAAUUGUCUGCCGCCUUCCUUUUCCUUUUAUGAGCAAUUUGAAUGCUUGCCUUUUAAUUUUCACUGAACGGAGAAAAUAGCAGUCCCUCUCUAUCGCCUCUUUUUAUGCCAUUUUGUUGAUGCAGAAAAACAUUUUGAAAGGCUACAGAUAUUGAAGAUGUUUUUUGCAAUAUUUAUAAUAAUCCAAAAGAGCAAUUGUCAAAAAAUUUUAUCUUAUGAUUAUUUUUUAUCUUAAUCUAUACUUUUGAACUGGUUUGGCAGCGGAGUUUGUCCUCAGCCAGGUGUAGUUAAUUUAAAAUGCAUAGCAUUUACUUAGCUGACAUUGAUUGCAAAUUUGUAAGCAGACAAACUGCCCUUACGCUCUUAAAUUUAUGCAGUAAGACAGAACUUCUGCAAUCCCACUAUUAAAAUGAAAUACCUCUGACUAUUAGGUGUAAAAGCACUCUGACUGACUUGUAAAUCAGUAUGUUAAUUCUGUACUCUUUCACUCUUGCAGCGAGUUGCAUGUUAAUGUUUGGAGUCUUUGUGAGUAGGGAAUAAUAUUGUGAAGCAAAUCCAGAAGACAGCGUUCCAUUUGAUAUUGCGCUAGUAUCUUCCAUUUAGCCCCUUAUUAGGACUCUGAACAAGUAUUGCUGUGGUAGUGUUUUGAGCUUCCAUCUGCACAAUGUAAAUGUCUUGUAUCAAAAUAAACUCUUCAUUGUUUCAGCCCAGUUCAGACAGGCAUUUCCCAAGUGAACUGGCCAAAUCAAGAUUGAAAAAAAAUAUGUAGGAGAUACUGUAAGUUUUGAAUUUGUACAAUGAAUUUGUUUAUUAAAAAAGAAAAAAAGGUAUUAUUACCAACA
Messenger RNA from Myxocyprinus asiaticus (Chinese sucker), 6187 nucleotides. Its product is annotated as sodium bicarbonate cotransporter 3-like. Gene Ontology annotation, cellular component: basolateral plasma membrane; plasma membrane; apical plasma membrane. Lineage: Eukaryota; Metazoa; Chordata; Actinopteri; Cypriniformes; Catostomidae. The coding region runs from base 278 to 4099 and encodes 1273 amino acids. Gene Ontology annotation, biological process: bicarbonate transport; regulation of intracellular pH; monoatomic anion transport. The transcript has 26 exons. Gene Ontology annotation, molecular function: sodium:bicarbonate symporter activity; solute:inorganic anion antiporter activity; monoatomic anion transmembrane transporter activity. The record is from RefSeq and is a predicted model, not a curated record.